UCGGCGGCUGUGUGUAGCGUAGCCACGCGUAGCUUCACUCCUAUUUUGAAUAAUUUUGAAGUAUUUUGAUUUUUGAAAAACAAAAAUACUAAAAAUAGUUUAAAGGAAAAAAAUAUAUUGAAGUUGUGUUGUUAAAAUGUUAAACCACCUAACCACCAUCCAUUUACCGAAUUAAGCAAUAAAUCAGUUCAGUAAUGUGUGUGAGCUCGGUUUUCAAUUUUGAGUUUCAAUCUAAGUGCUAAAGUUGUUCUACUGAUCCAAAAGUAAACUCGUACUCACAACAAAGUCAAAAAACAGGAUUCAAAAUGAAUCGGUUGGGGUUAGUAGCACCUAGUGGUGUAGCAGACAAUACUCUUGCAGUAUCCUGGCACGAUUCAGCAUGGAUCCCAAUUUUAAACACCACCAAUGUGAUGGAGUACUUUUCCAAUGCCUCGAAUCCAUUUUUCGAUAGGACUUGUAAUAAUGAGAUUGUCAGGAUGCAACGGCUGAGUCCUGACCAACUAGAAAACAUGACAGGCUUAGAAUAUGUAUUAUUGCAUGUUCAAGAGCCUAUUUUGUAUGUAGUCAGGAAGCAGCAUAGACAUAGCCCUCAGCAAGUUACUCCGUUGGCAGAUUAUUAUAUCAUUGCUGGUAUUAUUUAUCAAGCACCUGAUUUAGCUAGUGUCUUGAAUUCAAGACUUCUUUCUGCAGUAUUUCAUUUGCAAUCAUCUUUCGAAGAAGCCUCUGGGUUUUCCAGAUACCAUCCCAGUAAAGGCUACUACUGGGACUUCAAAACUCAAAAAAUUCCAGAAAAAAUUAAACCAGUUGAAAAAGAAAAGCCUAAAGAAGAUUCAAGUUCCUUAUUUCAGAGGCAAAGAGUAGAUAUGUUGUUGGGCGAGCUUAUCAAGAAGUUUCCGUUGCCAAGUCCACCCCAGCAGCCAAAAACUACUGCUUCAAACGCAGUUAAAACUGAAAAUACUAAUGAAAAUGGAGUAGAAGAAGGUAACGGCAACACUAAGGAAAAAGUUGAAGUCAAGCAAGAGAAGACUGGUAAUAAGCCUCCACCAGAAAAAAAGCCUAGACUGAAUUAGAUGUUUAUUUAACUAAGCUAUACUAAUAAAUUUUAAGAAAAUAAUUUGCAUUUUCACUGUGUUUACAAUAGCCAGCCUACAGGGUGCCAAUGGGCUGUAACUUUAAAACCAAAAACUAACCGCCUAUAGAAAAAACUCCUGGCCUAAAGUCUAGGGCUCGG
Messenger RNA from Ceutorhynchus assimilis (cabbage seed weevil), 1231 nucleotides. The record is from the annotation of a GenBank genome assembly. Lineage: Eukaryota; Metazoa; Arthropoda; Insecta; Coleoptera; Curculionidae.